Molecule: messenger RNA, 3354 nt
Organism: Syngnathus typhle (broad-nosed pipefish)
Lineage: Eukaryota; Metazoa; Chordata; Actinopteri; Syngnathiformes; Syngnathidae
Gene: rufy1
Product: RUN and FYVE domain containing 1
Exons: 17
Coding region: 204-2327 (707 amino acids)
Biological process (GO): regulation of endocytosis; protein transport
Cellular component (GO): cytoplasm
Molecular function (GO): metal ion binding
Source: RefSeq, a predicted model, not a curated record
UUGCCUUUAGGUCAAGAGUGUGAGUUAUUUUGUCACUUUUGACAAUAAAUUUGCUUCACAUGUGAAAGGUCAGACGAAUUAUGGAUUUCCGUCACUGCAGUUUGCACUCCAGUCAAUAGACGGCGGUAGUGAAGUUUUAAAUUCGCUUUAAUAACUGUGUGACGUGUCACGUGAUUAUUCUGAAAAAAAGGAGGGGGGCAAACAUGGCCGACGAGUUGGGAGAAGUAAACACAAAUGCAGAAGAUGGCGACAUGCAACAAGAGCAAGAGGUCGCCAAACUUUCAAACACGGAGAUUGACGACAAUGCCUGCGACAACAACGCUCUCGGCCCGGCUGAGAGGUCGCCGUCGGAGAGCAGCUGGUCGGCUCCUCUUUUGUCGCUGGCUCGCAAGGCCACCGAGACACUUAGUAGCGGGGUGAGCUACGCUUCUACCCGGAGGAACUCUACUGAGAACACCGUUGCACAAAAAGACCCCGAAACUGAUUCAACCUACACUGGAAAGAAGCUUCCAGUGCUUGCUCCCAAAGACCCGAUGGCAAUAGAAAGAGCCAAUCUUCUCAGCAUGUUGAAGCUCAGCAUCAAGGUUUUAAUCCAAUCCUCGCUAAGUUUGGGCAGGACGCUGGACUCCGAGUACCCGCCCUUGCAGCAGUUUUUCUUAGUCUUGGAGCACUGCCUCAAACAUGGGCUAAAAGCCAAGAAGUCCUUCAUCAGUCAGAGCAAAUCCAUUUGGGGACCACUGGAACUGACAGAGCGGUUGUGUCCAGAAUCUGCCAACAUAGCCACAAGUGCCAGAGACAUGCCCGGCAUCAAGACUGGUUUGGGGAAAGGAAGGGCGUGGCUGCAUUUAGCGCUCAUGCAGAAGACAAUGGCUGACUAUAUAAAAGCUUUGUUGGACUGCAAAGAUCUCCUCAGUGAGUUUUAUGACCCUGGGGCCCUGAUGAUGGAGGAGGAAGGAGCGGUGAUGGGGGGGCUGCUCGUGGGCCUCAAUGUACUCGAUGCAAACCUCUGUAUUAAAGGAGAAGAUCUGGAUUCUCAAGUGGGAGUCAUUGACUUCUCCCUCUACCUGAAAGACUCUACAAGCACUGAGACCCCGAAAGAUAACGCCAAAAUGACUGCCAUAUUGGAUCAGAAGCAUUACAUUGAAGAAUUGAAUCGUCACCUCAGUGGCACCGUUACAGAUCUUCAGGCCAAAAUGGACUCCCUGGAGAAAACCAACAGCAAACUUGUAGAAGAGCUGGCGGCUGCGACAGACAGAAUCAACGCUCUGCGUGAAGAACAGGAACAGCUGAGACAAGACAACGAGCUGAUCUUGCUGGCCAGUCAGAAAAAGGAAGAGGCAGUACUUCAGGAUAGCCAGGUGGAGCUGGAGACGUACAGACAAACCCGGCAAGGCCUAGAUGAAAUGUAUAAUGUUGUGUGGAAGCAGUACAAGGAAGAAAAGCGCAUUCACCAGGAGUUGGAGCGAGAGCUGGAGCUGCAGUUGGGGCUGAAGCAGGAGAUGGAGAUGGCCAUGAAGCUGCUGGAGAAAGACUCGCACGAGAAACAAGACUCACUGGCUGCCUUGCGACUCCAGCUGGACCAAGUGAAAACUCUGAACCUUCAAAUGUUCAACAAAGCACAAGAUUUUGAACGAGAGGCGGCCAAAAAACAGGCAGAGGCUGAACAGCUGGAGCAGAAGAUGGACGACAUGGCAAAAGCCAUGACAGAGCUGGAGCUGAGGCUUCAGAAUUCCGAAAAGGAUCGAGAGAAGAGCGACCAAUCAGAUAAAGACUUGAGGGUGGAGCUGGAGGCAAAAGUGAGCACUCUUGAAAAACAACUGAGUGACUUGGACGCGCUCAGGCUGGGCUUGGAGAAGGACCUUGUGGUUGAACGGGAACAGCGACAAGGCCUUCAGAAAAGCCUCCAGAGGGAGCAGGACAACAGUGCUGAGCUUCGCACGCAACUGCAACAACUCCAAGGCCUGCACGCUGAUCUGAAGGAGGAGAAACGGCAGCUGCAGCAGAUGUGUGAGCAACAAGAGCAGGCUUUGCAAGAGAUGGGGCUGCAUCUCAGCCAGUCUAAACUCAAGAUGGAGGAUUUUAAGGAAGUUAACAAAGCCCUGAAGGGCCAUGCCUGGUUAAAAGAUGACGAGGCCACGCAAUGCAAGCAAUGCCAAAAAGAGUUCUCCAUCUCACGAAGAAAGCACCACUGCAGGAAUUGCGGCGAUAUUUACUGCAGCACUUGUUCCAGUAACGAGCUGGCCUUACCUUCGUAUCCUCGUCCCGUGCGGGUUUGUGACAUGUGUCACUCCUUGUUGCUGCAGAGGAAUUCAUCCAAAUCUUCUUGACACAACACUGCUCCGCCACCAUUUGGCUCUCACAUCGCACAGACACGGUUUCACCACGUUUGUUUAUGAAUGUCAAUUUGGGGUAGAUCUGAACUUGCUACCUGAAAUUCAGGAACAUCCAUGUGUUGCAUGGAUGCAUUACUGUUAAGUUAUACUUUUCUGGGCGGCGGGGGUUAACUGUCAAGUUGGCCAGGACUGAAUGAACUUUUCUAUUAUGUAGGUAUGCUGAGGUUCCACAAAGUUUUUUUUUUUUUCUUCUCUUCCAGAAUUCUCAUUUUAUUUUUCACAUUGCAAUGCACUGCAGUAGCUAAGUUUACGUCGGUCCUCUUGCAUCUUUGCAAACAGUGUAUAAAAAGAUGAAAAUGAAAUAUAUUUUAGAAUGUAUUAACUUUGUGGUGGAUUGUGUACACAAGAGCUGUUUUCUAUAAUCUGGAGAACUACACAUUUUUAACUUGAUAAAGAAUGAAUAAAAUUUGCAAUGUUUUCAUGACAGUCCAACUAGUUUAUUCGCUUUGCUUACAGAAAAUACAAAUAGCAUUACAGGCAGAGGACAGGUCAUGUCAACUGAUUCCAGAUUGACUUGCUCCCGAUGGUUCGCGUCAAGAAAAAGUGCCUUGCAAUUAGUCACCUCAAGUAUGCUGCAAUUGUCAAUUUGAAUUUUGAUUUAUAUUUUAGCACUGUAAAUUAAACAAAAGUGUUGUUGAGAAAGCUUAAACAAGGUCUAAAACAUUACGUUUGUUCGUGCACUCUUACAAAAUGUGGUAGAACAUCAGCAAUACAAGAUGGCUUGCAAUUGCGUGUCCGAAGAAAUAACAGACCCAAUCCAGUAUUGAAAAUGGAGCCCCCUUAAGACAGGAACGUACAGGUCACAACUGUGAUAGCAGACAAUGCUAGACUUUUCUAUUCUCUGGCCCAUGCAGUGUAAAAAUUCUUUACAAAGCCCACAAAUGCAAUACGUUCACAACCGCACCUUAACCUUUAUUUAUGGGUGAGACAUUUGAUUGCAGCAAAAUGGCGAGGUAACACA